Microdochium trichocladiopsis is the source of this 1587-nucleotide messenger RNA. Its product is annotated as major facilitator superfamily domain-containing protein. The record is from RefSeq and is a predicted model, not a curated record. The coding region runs from base 1 to 1587 and encodes 528 amino acids. The transcript is spliced from 2 exons. Gene Ontology annotation, molecular function: transmembrane transporter activity. Gene Ontology annotation, biological process: transmembrane transport. NCBI's taxonomy places the organism in Eukaryota, Fungi, Ascomycota, Sordariomycetes, Xylariales, Microdochiaceae.
AUGGGUGACAUCAAGUCUACCGUCUCCGACCACGUCGAGGACAGCGCUCUCGACUAUGAGUCGCAAAAGAUCGGCGGUGCGCCUCUGGCCACCACGGUCACUGGUACCGUCCGACUCACCGAGGGCACCAUUGUCUACGUUCCGGCGGCCACAGCCGAUCCUCAGGACCCUCUGAACAUGAGCAAGAUCCAGAAGAUGGGCAUUAUUGUCAUGAUCUCCAUCUUCUCGACCCUUGGUCUGUCCCUUGUCUCCGGAUUCGGUGGCCUCUUGGGCUUUUACAUCCCCCAGUAUGCCGCGGCCGGCAAGACCUACGCCGACAUCUCCGCCCUCAUGACCUAUCCUACGCUCUUUAUGGGUAUCGGUAACCUCAUUGGCAUGCCCAUUGCCUACGCUGUUGGCCGCCGCAUCGUCCUCCUCGGAUCGACCCUCGUCAUGAUCGCCGGUGCCGUCAUGUGCGCCAAGGCCGACAACUACGACUUCCACCUGUGGUCCCGCUGCAUCAUCGGUCUCGCCGCCGGCCAAUCCGAGGCACUCGUGCCCAUGAUCACCCAGGAGAUCUUCUUCCUCCACGAGCGUUCCCAGGGUCUCAUGGUCCAGCAGACUGUCCAGGUGAUCCUGACUGCUGUCUGGGUUCUCUUUGCCUCCCCCAUCGCCGAGGCCAUCACCCCCCAGUGGUGGUACGGACUUGGUGCAUGCCUUGCUGGCGCCCAAUUCAUCGGCACCGUAUUCUGGGUCCCCGAGACCAAGUACAAGCGCUCCAUGGCUGCGUACCAGGAGGGCAGCGACAGCGAGGGCGCCUCCGAGCUCUGCACCGUCCGCCCUGCGCUCGACUUUGUCAACUUUGCUCCCCGGACUCUCGGCUCCGACAUGCGCCUGUGGGUUGACACCCCCGAGUGGUCGACUGCGUGGACUGCUCUUCGCCAGACCUUUGAGCUGCUCGUCCACCCUCAGGUCUUCUGGGCUCUCUGCCUCAACGGCCUUACCCUCGGCACCAACAUCGCGAUUGGCAUCACCUAUGGCAACAUCCUCCACGCCCCUCCCUACAACUGGGCCCAGUCCUCCGUCAGCUAUGCCAACUGCGGCCAGAUCGUUACCGCCCUUAUCGCACUCCCUGUCUUUGGAUGGGGCUCCGACAAGCUCAUCCGCGCCUUUGCCAACCGCCGGAACGGUGUCCACGAGCCCGAGGUCCGCCUCAUCCCGCUCGCCUUCCCCACCGUUGUUGGUGUCAUCACCGCGAUCCUCUACGGCCAGGGCGCAACUCAUCCGGAGAGCUAUCAUUGGUUCAAUUAUGUAUGGGCUCUUGCGGCGUACUACUUCUGCUUCGUCGGCGCCAACAUUGUUGCCAUCACCUACCUUCUCGACAGCUACCCUGCCCGCGCCGGCCCGCUGCUCAUCAUCAUCUGCGCCUUCCGCGGCAUCAUCUCAUUCGGCGUCAGCUUCGGCAUCACUCCCUUUAUCGAGAACAACGGCUACGACGGUGCCUUCAACACCUUUGGCGGCCUCACCGCCGCGCUGGGCCUCAUGGCCAUCCCAAUGUACAUCUGGGGCAAGAAGAUCCGCGCGCGUUUCGGCAAGUACGCAUCCUAA